UUUUCAAUGAUAUAUGAUAUAAUAUGAUAAUUAUAUUAUGCUUUCUAUUCCAAUCACUUCUAUAAUCAUUUCCACUACUGUGAAAGAAGAAGUUAUAAAGCAGGUUGAGAAAGAGAGUAAGAGGUAUUAUACUGCUCCUGAGAGGUACGUCAGGAGAGCGCAUCUAAAAAGAUGUUCAUCAGAGAUGUGCAUUUGCAAGCAGAGGAAAACAGAGAACACUGCAUCUGGUAGGAUAUUAAAAAUAUUAAAUGGAAAACUCAGAAGCUUUCUUCUGGCAAAAGUUGAACAUUUUGCCUGCAGAGGAUUCUGCUAAAAUUCCUAUUAGCUUAAUUGGAAUCAAAUUUCUCUCUAAGAUCAGGGCAUGCAACCAGAAAAUACCAAACUACAAAAAUGAAAAAUGAUAACCAUUUCCUUAAUCAUUUUGCUGUCUACUUAGCCUUAACAUUGGCAUUUCAAAAUCUGAUUAUAAGCGAUGUUCCAUUUUCCACAAAAAUAAAUAAUGAAAAAUUAUUCUACUUAAGAGGAACUUAUUUGAUCAGUUAUAAUUUGAUAUAAUGUUCAACUAAAAAGCCAACAAAAUUAUGAAUGUGGAGGACAACAAAAAACAUUUUCAUUGGACAUUAUGAUAAAAAGGUCCCUUCUUUCAAUCUGGUCUAUUUUCAAAUUUUCUUCAUAUACACACACUCAUGACGUUAAAGGUAGUCCUCAAAUUACAUGCAGUCAGCCUUUUUUUGUGGAUGUAGUAUCAGGUCAGGAGUUUUUCUUUGUUAUCUGUUGUUAUGAGGUGUGUUUAGCUUUGGGGAGAUGGUUAGAGAUGUUCAAAGUAUUAUUGUUAUAUUUGUAAUUUUCAGAAAUUAUCAUACAAUUGUACAUUCUGAUUUUGAUUAUUGCUUUUCUGUUGGAUUUCAUGAUACACAACUACUGAAAAGAGUUUUCCUUUUCUUUAGCAGGUAUUGGAUGGAAGGAUAUAGUCAUAUACUUCAAAAAGUUGAACAAAGGCAGGAGUGACUUUUCAACAUAAAAAUAUCUGUUAGCCCUCUGGUUUUCAGUUUUGCCUCUGAGCAUGCUUCUUCUGCAGUAGAAUAUUCCCAAGACCAUGUUAUUUAAAGGCAAAACAUAGCAACCUUGGCAGGCACAGCCUCAUGGACCAGCUUGGGAGAUUCAUUCAAUCAGAUGCUAAAGGAAUAUUGGAAAAGAUACGAUUGUACUUAAUAAAGAAACUGCUGCCACAUUUGGAAGACAGAAGGAAGUACCAUCAGGAGUUUGCCUCAUCCACUUCGUUUCAUGGAGUGCAUAAUAUUGUCCAAACACGGAGCAAGACUCGCAAAGUGCUGUGGCUGUUAAUAGUGGCAGGCUGUCUUGCUGUUGUUGUUUGGCAAAUCUGCUGUCGAUUCAUCUACUACUUCAGCUGGCCAACCACAACUACAGUGGUAGUGCAGUAUGUGGAAAAUGUCAAAUUCCCUGCUGUGACUUUUUGCAACUUGAACAGGUUUCAAACUCACGCAGUAAGCAACCUCAGAAUCAUUUUUGUAAUUUGGAACAUCGUGUCGGGAGUUCUCCAAAAAUUUGCUACAGAAGAUAAAUAUUCUCAAGAGCUAAAUGAUUUCCUCCAUGGGAACCAGAAUUUCAGCAUCAAAGAGUUUACAAGGAAAAAUGGGUUUUACCUGAACAGCAGCACAUUGCUAGAAUGUGAAUUUUUUGGAAAGCCAUGUUACCCACAGGACUUUGAACAUGUUUUCACUGAAUACGGAAACUGCUUUACUUUUAAUCACAAUGACCUUCCAGCAAGAAGAGUGAGUUUGUCUGGAAGAGGCUUACAUUUACUUUUUGAUGUCCAACAGGAAAAAUUCACUGAUGAACCUGCUCUUGGUCAUACUGAUGCUGGUAUAACUUUUGUUAUCCAUUCACCCAAAGAGCUUCCACGCUUUGACGGUUUAGGUUUAUUAACACCAGUCGGCACGCAUGCACAAGUCGCAAUCCGCCAGCUGAAGUCAAUUAUCCAAGAAUACCCAUGGGGAGAGUGCAAGCCUGAUAUAAAGCUUCAGUACCACAAGAUUUAUAGUACUAAUGGAUGUUUGCAGGAAUGCAAAGCCCGGUACAUACAGGACUGGUGUGGCUGUUUGCCAUUCAUUCUUCCAGGAAAUGGAACAGAAUGUGAUUUGCUGAAGUUUUACAAUUGUGUUUAUCCUGCAGUCUAUGAUAUAGAGAUAAAAGGAUUAUGUACAGUAGGAACUCACAAUUCCACUUGCCCUACCCCAUGCGAAGAAACGGAUUAUCCUACCACUAUCACCUAUUCAAGUUUUGGAGGAGAAAAAGCCAUAAAACACUUUUCUACAAAACUGAAGAAAAGCCCAGAAUACAUUAGGCAGAACCUUGUGCGUAUUGACAUUAAAUAUCAUGACCUGAGCUACAAAAUAACACAGCAGCAGAAGGCUUUGACUAUAUCUGAGUUGCUUGCUGAUGUAGGUGGCCAGCUCGGAUUGUUUUGUGGUGCCAGUAUGAUUACAAUUGUAGAACUGCUGGAGUAUAUUUUUACUAACUUCUGUUGGAUGUGCAUCUUUCUUCUAUUGAAAGCUCCUGAAAUGCCUCAAUGGAACAAUCCAUCCCAGAACCAACCAACACACAAGGAAAAAAAGAAGGGAAUUCAAGAAUGUUAG
This is a messenger RNA of Chroicocephalus ridibundus (black-headed gull), 2657 nucleotides long. It is a transcript of the gene ASIC5, whose product is annotated as acid sensing ion channel subunit family member 5. The transcript is spliced from 12 exons. The record is from RefSeq and is a predicted model, not a curated record. Bases 1143 to 2657 code for a protein of 504 amino acids. Gene Ontology annotation, cellular component: plasma membrane. Gene Ontology annotation, biological process: sodium ion transmembrane transport. Gene Ontology annotation, molecular function: ligand-gated sodium channel activity. NCBI's taxonomy places the organism in Eukaryota, Metazoa, Chordata, Aves, Charadriiformes, Laridae.